AAGAUCAGGGUCCUUAUUCUUGAAAAAUAUCGCAUAAAUUGCCCCAGUUCUUGUCUGAACUGUCUAAACUGGUGCACAUUGAUACAAUAAAUUGGAGCGAGAUAAAUAUAUUUUGUUUCACUCUAACUUAUUGCAAUAGUCUGCACCAGCUCAGUUAAAAAGAACAAAUCUAAAGUGUGUCCUUUUUAGCUGCACUAUAAAUUGCACUUUCAGUACUUUAAGAGAGACAGAUAUAUGUACGUGAAGUGGACAGAAAAGAGACAGAAAAACGGCAACUCGCGAGCAAAGGCAUUUAAAAGGAGUCUGUCUCGUAGUGUGUCAAUCAGCUGAGACUGGGAGCAGCUGCAAGGGCCAAAAGUAAUUAGAGUGUCUCGGUUUUCUAAGUAGUUUUUCAAAUAAUUUGUCACUCACAUCGAAAGAUGAAUGACAUGGAGAGCUUGCGAAAGAGAAUCGCGGAGCUCGAACGCGAGCUGGAAGACAGAAAAAGUAAGGAAGCAGCGACCACAAGGUCAAAAAUCGAACAUAUGUCAGCGGAGGUGGUGGAUUCGAAUCCGUACAGUCGAUUGAUGGCACUGAAGCGUAUGGGUAUCGUAGACAAUUACGAGAAGAUCAGGGAAUUGUCGGUAGCUAUAGUCGGGAUCGGUGGCGUCGGUAGCGUGACAGCGGAGAUGUUGACGCGAUGUGGCAUCGGCAAGCUGAUAUUGUUUGAUUACGACAAUGUAGAACUCGCCAAUAUGAACAGGCUGUUCUUUCAACCGCAUCAAGCAGGCCAGAGCAAAGUGGAAGCUGCAGCAAACACCUUGCGAUACAUCAAUCCCGACGUGGAGAUUGAAACACGCAACUACAAUAUCACGACUGUCGAUCACUUUCAAGACUUCAUGGACACGAUAAAUACAGGCAAUUUGAAGGGAGACCCGGUUGAUUUGGUGUUGAGUUGCGUUGACAAUUUUGAAGCUCGUAUGGCAAUCAAUACCGCGUGCAACGAACUCAAUCAGACGUGGUUCGAGAGUGGCGUUUCUGAAAAUGCCGUGUCUGGUCACAUUCAGUUCAUCGUGCCCGGCGAAACGGCUUGUUUCGCGUGUGCUCCACCUCUGAUCGUCGCGUCCAGCAUCGACGAGAAGACUCUGAAGCGUGAAGGCGUAUGCGCCGCGUCGUUACCCACCACAAUGGGUAUAGUAGCAGGUUUCUUGGUGCAGAACGCUCUGAAGUAUCUGCUAAAGUUCGGACAAGUGUCUUACUACUUGGGUUACAAUGCUAUGGAGGACUUCUUCCCUAGAAUGACGCUCAAGCCGAAUCCGAAUUGCGACAAUAGGCGUUGCAAACAAUUGCAGCAGGAAUAUUUGGCAAAGCCGAAAAUUCAGCAGAAAGUAGAAAUUAAAGAAGAGAAACCGGUGCAUGAAGACAACGAGUGGGGAAUCUCAUUGGUACAAGACGGGCAGUCGGACGCACAAUCAUACGUAUGGACAGCUUCGGGUGUACGGCACGCAUACGCCGUGCCUACGCAGGCGUUCGACGCGGAGAGCGAGCAAACUGUUCCCGAAGCCUCGAGUUUAGAAGAACUGAUGGCAGAGAUGAAAUGCAUUUGAAGAUAAUUUAAUGUCGAGCCCGUCUGCACACAUUCCGUGCUUGAUAUAUUCGAAAUCUACAUCCAACUGUAUCAAGCAUAAAUUAUACUUGAUUUAUUAUAAACGCAACACUCUGUUAAGGAGAAUUCACAUCUUGGCAGAAAAGAAAAUAUUACCACCGUCGCGAAUUCUGAUUGGUUCCUGUUUUUUCUGUUUUCUGCCAAGAUUUUUAAUUCUCCUCUACAGUGUUUCCACUGACCAACAGUAUGUAAGAAUGAUAGCGAUGUUAUGUAAAAAAGCUAGAACUAAAUGUCAAAUUUUUCGAAGCA
Odontomachus brunneus is the source of this 1894-nucleotide messenger RNA. It is a transcript of the gene Uba5, whose product is annotated as ubiquitin-like modifier-activating enzyme 5. Bases 420 to 1586 code for a protein of 388 amino acids. The transcript is spliced from 6 exons. Lineage: Eukaryota; Metazoa; Arthropoda; Insecta; Hymenoptera; Formicidae. The record is from RefSeq and is a predicted model, not a curated record. Gene Ontology annotation, cellular component: cytosol; cytoplasm. Gene Ontology annotation, biological process: protein ufmylation. Gene Ontology annotation, molecular function: UFM1 activating enzyme activity.